UGAACCAAUCUAAAAAGCAAAUUAUUAUGGUGGUGUAAAAGUCGCUGGACUUUAAACAACCUUUAAUUUUGCUGGCUCAUUACGAAGAUUUUAUAUAAGUUUGGAUCGAUCAAAGUUUUUAGUUUUUAGCUUACUUUAAGUAACUCUAAAUUUGACAUAAUGAGAGGACCAGACGAAUUACGUUUUGACGGUCGAGUAGUUAUAGUAACUGGAGCUGGAGCAGGUUUAGGUCGUGCAUAUGCUUUGCUUUUUGCUUCAAGAGGUGCCAGUGUUGUUAUAAAUGAUUUAGGUGGAAGUAGACAUGGUGAUGGAAGCAAUAGUAAAAUUGCAGAUACAGUUGUCAAUGAAAUUAAAAGGAAUGGUGGAAAAGCAGUGGCCAAUUAUGAUUCUGUUCUUGAUGGUGCAAAAAUUGUCAAAACAGCUAUUGAUGCAUUUGGACGGAUAGAUAUAAUUGUUAAUAAUGCUGGAAUUUUAAGAGACAAAUCUUUUGCUAAAAUGUCAGAUACUGAUUGGGAUCUGGUACAAGGUGUUCAUGUAAAAGGAGCUUUUAAAACAACUCAAGCUGCUUGGCCCUAUUUUACUAAACAAAAUUAUGGCAGAAUAAUAAUAACAGCAAGUAACAGUGGCUUAUAUGGAAACUUUGGUCAAGCCAAUUAUAGUGCUGCAAAAAUGGGUCUUAUUGGCUUGGCUAAUACAUUAGCUAUUGAAGGCAGAAAAAGAAAUAUACAUACUAAUGUAAUAAUACCAACAGCUGCUUCUCGUUUAACAGAAGAUAUAUUACCACCAGAAUUCUUUGAGCAGUUAAAACCUGAACUAAUAGCCCCUGUAGUUGUUUGGCUUUGUCAUGAAAAAUGUAUAGAAAAUGGAUCCAUUAUUGAAUCUGCAUUAGGUUGGGCAGGAAAAUGUCAUGUAAUUCGUUCAUCAGGAUCUGUAUUAAGACAAAAUUUGUCAAAUGAAGUCACCCCUGAAGAUGUUGAAAAAAGAUGGUCGGCUAUUACUGAUAUGUCAGCUGCUAAACAUUUUGAUUCUAUUGAAGAAGUAACAGGACAACUUAUGGGUGCAGCUGAAGCAAUGAAGUCUGAAAAUUCUGCAAAUUCUGAUUCACAGGACGAUGGUAUUCUUAGACAUACUUACAACGAUCGGGAUACCAUAUUAUAUGCAUUAGGAGUUGGCGCUUCUGUUCAAACACCAGCUGAUUUUCGUUAUUUGUAUGAAAAUGAUAGUAAUUUUGCUGUAUUACCUACAUAUUAUGUUAUUUAUGCCCCAAUGUAUUGUAUGGAAUCUUCUAUAUUUGACAAAUACUUACCAAAUAUUGAAGUGAAUCCAAUGAAGAUAUUACAUGGAGAGCAAUAUAUUGAAGUUCAUAAACAAUUACCACGAGAAGCUACAGUUGAGACACGUUUCAAAGUUGUGGAUGUAUUGGAUAAGAGGAAGGGUGCCUUAGUUGUGGUGCAACAUGAAACAUUUGAUACCAGUAAUGGAGAUAAAUUAUCUACAGGACAAAUGAUAGCAUUUAUAAUAGGAGCUGGUAAUUUGCAAGGAAAACGAACAUCUUCAAAUAUUAUACCAAUUAUCGAUCCUCCGAGUCGUCAGCCAGAUGCAUCGAUGAAACAACAAACAAAUUACGAUCAGGCUGCAUUAUAUAGAUUAAGUGGCGACAGAAAUCCUUUGCACAUUGAUUCAAAUAUAUCAAUAAUGGGAGGCUUUAAACAACCAAUUCUACAUGGAUUAUGUUCUCUUGGAUUUUCUGUUCGUCAUGUUCUUCAAACUUACGCUGGCGGUGAUCCAAGCCUAUUUAAGGCUGUAAAGACUCGUUUUGCAAGAACAGUAAUUCCAGGACAGACAUUGCGAACAGAUAUGUGGCAAGAAGGAAAUAGAAUACAUUUCCAAACAUAUGUUGUAGGAGAAAAUUCGCCAGUUUUAACAGGUGGUUAUGUCGAUUUAAAACGCACAAUAUCCAUGGAGCCAACAGUGAAUCUUGUAUCUGGCAGUGAGCCUCUUGAAAGUGAUGCAGUUUUUAAAACAAUUGGUGAAUAUGUAAAAGCAAAUCCAGAACAAGUGAAGAAAAUAAAUGGAGUAUUUCUUUAUCAUAUUUUAGUGAAAGAGCAACCUAAAGCAAUAUGGACUCUAGAUUUGAAAAAACCUGAAGUAUAUAAAGGAAAACCGAAAUCAGGCACAGCUGAUGCAACAUUAACUCUUGAAGAUACUGAUAUGAUGCAAAUGGCUUUAGGUAAAUUAAAUCCACAAAUGGCAUUUAUGCGAGGAAAGCUAAAGAUUUCUGGAAAUAUUAUGCUUACUCAAAAAUUAAAAACACUUAUAGAAGCUGGUAAAUCAAAACUGUAGUAUUAAAAAUAUUGUUGAAUUACAGUCGAAUUUGUUAUUAAAUAUUUUUAUAGCAGUUUUUAUUUACUUUGGAUAUUAGUAGCAUGGCUAGGGGCAAAACAGGACUUAAAUAUU
Messenger RNA from Eufriesea mexicana, 2457 nucleotides. It is a transcript of the gene Mfe2, whose product is annotated as peroxisomal multifunctional enzyme type 2. The record is from RefSeq and is a predicted model, not a curated record. The transcript is spliced from 16 exons. Bases 160 to 2343 code for a protein of 727 amino acids. Gene Ontology annotation, molecular function: oxidoreductase activity. Lineage: Eukaryota; Metazoa; Arthropoda; Insecta; Hymenoptera; Apidae.